AUGAGCAGGCUCUCUGAUCAGCAGUUGCGAGCACAGUGGCUCAGCAAGGCGACCCCUGACCAGCAACGACAGUGGUUCAACAAAGCGCCACCAGACCAACAACAAUGGUUCCGCCAAAUACAGCGUGCUAGACAGCAACAAGGACAGCAGCAGCAAGUACCGCGCGAGAAUAGUCAACACCAAGGUCAGCAUGCGGCCCGGAGCCCGUCUAUCAACAGCCUGAACGGAGCAAGGUCGUCUACCUCUAGCCCACUGGCUGCACCCUCAACGAUGGCCACCUCGGUGACUACCGCUUCGCCUCUGAGCCCGACAGCAGUGCGAGCAUCAACAAAUGCAUCCUCACCUAUGCGAAACGAAAAUACAGCGACGCUGGGCGCCGUCUCACCUAUUUCUAUUGUGCCACGCUCGAUGCAAGCACCGAACGCUAGCGGAAUUCGACAUCAUCAACAGAACAGCGCUUUUCUCGCUUCUAGGCAGACUCAGCCGCGCAUGCUACCCACGGACGACGUCGCUCGCUACCAGAAAUCACCACCCAGACAGAGCCCUUCGCAUGUACAAAUGAAGCUGCCACCCUCACCGACACGGCCAGGCUCAUCGCCAUCAGCGCAUACUGCAGCAUACCCCACCAGCAUGAGCCAGAAACGUCAGGCCACAGAAGCCCCGGAAGGCGACAUACAUGCAGGCAAGAGGCAAAUGACGACGCAAAAUGCGAUGUCACCUCCCGCUGCGCCGUUCGCUCCCAUCGGCCACAACGAUCCUCUCAACCCAGGGCCAUACAAUCGUAUGAGACCGGUUGCAUCACCCAAUGGGAUUGCGGCAUCUAUCAACCGGAUGACCCCCGACGACAUCGCCCGAGACCGUCGCCUCCAGCAGGCCAAGCUCGCAGAGCAACGCGUUCGGGCGCAACAAGCUCACGACGCCGAGAAAGCCCGCGAGCGGGAGAUCUAUAAUGCCGCAACCGCCGCAGCCCUCAAGCGCGAGCAAGACGACGCCCGAAGGGAGUUUCUGCGCAAAGACCCCAGCGCGAACUACCGCCACAUACUCGAGGUAUACGCAUUGUCGCCGCUAGACCCCAAGAAAGACGAGUACCCGAACCGGUACCUGACUGGCUUACUAGCGAACCGCGUCAUGCCCAUGGACCUUGACUGCGACCUUGCGCUCGCGAUCGUGUAUGCGAAGGAUCACUGGGACUACUUCGGUCAGUGGCCCAAGGAUAUCGAGCGCUUUGCGGGCUAUGAGAGGGAGAGGAGGGAUAAGGCGGCAAAGGAUCGGGCUUAG
Messenger RNA from Alternaria infectoria, 1278 nucleotides. RefSeq lists its product as uncharacterized. NCBI's taxonomy places the organism in Eukaryota, Fungi, Ascomycota, Dothideomycetes, Pleosporales, Pleosporaceae. The record is from RefSeq and is a predicted model, not a curated record. The transcript has a single exon. The coding region runs from base 1 to 1278 and encodes 425 amino acids.